GUAAUUUUUCUUUCUGCACGCCGCCUCUCCCUCAGCCUGCCUGCGUGUUCCAAAGCAGGCAGAGUUCAGGGAAAACACUGAGCUGCCGGUCUGUCAAUCAUAAUUAGCCACCACAGGGAGUGAAACUGGGAGGAAGGUCGGUGAAAAGGCAUUUUUGGGAUAAAAAGGCAUACUUGCACUGAAACAACUAUGCGUCGACAAGGAAAGGGAAAAAAGUAUCUAAUUGUGAUUAAAAUGAUUUGUUCUACUUUGGAAGGAAUUGCGUAAAGGGCUUUCACUGAAAGCCAAACUUGACGAGUUCACUUGCUAGCAACAAUUCUGCCUGGAUCACGAAAACACGGGGAUUUUUUUCUGCAGUGAAUAAAUCCAGAAAGAAGGUUACCACGGACGUACGACAGUUUGGGAUUAUAUUCGGCUAUUUAACACCCGUUUGUUUGACAAAAGUGGUUGAAAUCUGAUACAUUCUGUCUUGGACUGUCUUGGAAAGUCUCGCUGUUUAUUGACUUGCAGGCAGCGCGGACUUGAGGGAGCAGUGACGUAUUUGCAGGUUCGCCUAAAACAAUCUCGGCCCAAACAUCCGGACGGCAAGAAAGAAAGGAGGAAAGAUGAGCGGGGGAGAUGUGGUUUGGUCGGGGUGGCUAAGAAAGUCUCCUCCUGAAAAAAAGUUGAGACGUUACGCAUGGAAGAAGCGGUGGUUUGUUCUACGCAGCGGUCGUCUCACGGGCGACCCGGACGUGCUGGAGUACUACAAGAAUAACCACGCCAAGAAGCCCAUCCGCGUGAUAGACCUCAACCUGUGUGAGCAGGUGGACGCAGGGCUCACCUUCAACAAGAAGGACCUGGAGCACAGCUUCAUAUUUGACAUUAAGACCUUCGACCGCGUCUUCUACCUGGUGGCCGACACGGAGGACGAGAUGAACAACUGGGUCCGCUACAUUUGUGACAUCUGCGGCUUCAACCCAACCGAGGAUGAAGCAGCGAAGGCCGCCCACCAGGCAGCCAGCUCGGUGGUGGACACGCCCCCUCACCCGUCGCUCGGCGGCCCUCCGGCCAUGCUGACCAACGUGCCCCCCCCCUACCAGCCGGUCAGCGUGCGCCACAUGGACUCCCAGUCUAGCCUGGACGAACCCCAGGACUACCUGUGGCUGGUCAACUGCGAAAGCAGGAAGCCCGACCCCAACAGCUCUGUCACUCCCCCCCCCCCUACUCCUCUCCCCACCGCUGAGGGGAACAAGGAGUACCUCCUCCUGGGGGAGUGUGAGAGCAAAAGGGCUCCUCCUCCUCUUCCCCAGGCUAAUCUAGCCCACGCUGAGUGUUCCAAGUCCACGUCCUCGGAGACCGACCUGAACGACAACGUCCCCGCCCACCGCACGCCCACCUCCACCAGCUCCUCCUCCUCCUCCAAGCACGCCAACGGGUUCUUCCCGUCCUCCUCUCACCCCGCCUCGUCCGUCUACGACUCGCCGCCCUCCCGCGGCGCCUCCCUCUCCGCCGACCACUCCUCCAGCCUCUACCACCUCCCCCGCUCCUACUCCCAGGACACCGUUCUCCUCCCGAAGUCCGCCUCCUCGCCCCCCGUCCCGGCAGACGGCGACGCCCCGGAGCUUUACGUCUUCAACACGCCCUCGCGGAAGCCCUCCAUGGAGACCCAGAUGAGGAACCUGUCGGUUAGCUACGACAUCCCGCCGACCCCAGGCGGCAGCGGUACCUACCAAGUACCCCGGGGCCCCCCGAGUGCAGGCUCCGAGGGGGGAGACGUGAUGCCGCCCCCCCGACCUCCAAAGCCCUCCCUCAGCUCUCUGAACUCCGGGCCGCCCCCGCCCGCCGAGCGCUCGCCGACGGACACGUACUGCGUGCCGCGCUCCGUGUCGGAGACGGACGGGAACUACUGCGUGCCCGCCAGCGGCGGGAGCAAGGCCCUGCGGAGCAACACCAUCGGCCCCAUGGACUCCUCGCGCCUCCGGAAAGAUUUUGGAUCCCAGGACUUCUAUGACAUUCCCAGGUCGUUUCCCUCUGAAAAAACCUCAUUUGACUUCAACGAAAGCUUCAACAACUACUUUAAAAACAAAGGCAUGGUGCCAGUUAGCAGCCAGUCCAUGGAGGAGGUCGACCAGAACUACGUGCCCAUGAACGCCAACUCCCCGUCGCACCAACGCUCGGGCAGCCUGUCUGGCGCCGAACCCACCAUGGAGCCCAACUAUGUGCCCAUGACGCCCGGCCCGGGCACCGCCGAGUUCUCCUCCCUGGGGAAGCAGGUCCCCCCGCCGGCCCACAUGGGGUUCCGGUCCAGCCCGAAGACCCCCCCGCGCAGGCCUGUGCUCAUAAGCGACUGUCAGCCCCCGCCUGUGGACCGCAACCUAAAACCGGACCGCAAAGGUCAAAGUCCUAAAAUAAUAAGAGCAAAGGGUGUUGGUUUAGAGCGAACCGACUCUCAAACCGUAGGCGAGUUCUCAAGACGACGCAAGGUCAAGCUGGCCCCCUUGGAGAUCAAGCCCCUGCCGGAGUGGGAGGAGCCAUCGGCACCUGUCCGUUCGCCGGUCACUAGGUCAUUCGCUCGGGAUCCCUCCAGGUUCAUGGCUCCCAGACCUCCAUCGGUGCACAGCACCGCCUCCAGCACCGACUCCGAAGAAUCUGAGGAGAAUUAUGUAGCCAUGGUCUCUAAUCCUGACGAACUAAACAUGAAGCUGACGGCAGAUGGGGGAAGCAGCCCCAUGGUGAAGCCCAAAGGAGACAAGCAAGUGGAGUACCUGGACCUAGAUCUGGACCCCGGCAAGUCCACCCCCCCACGGAAGAAGAAGAGCAACGGGAUGGGCCUGGCUGUGUCCGACGAGCGGGUGGACUACGUGGUGGUGGAUCAGCAGCGAACGCAGGCCCUGAAGAGUACCCGGGAGGCCUGGAACGACGGACGCCAGUCCACAGAGACAGAAACCCCCAACAAAGGGCCAAAGUGAUCCCAGCUCACUCCCCAACUUACAGCCCCCCCACCUCCCCCCCCCCCCACCUCCACAGGGCUGGUCCUUCCCCUCCCCCACCUUCCCGCGAAUGCCUGUGCUGAAGUGAAGGGCUCUGGUGAACACCAGGGCUGUGGAACUGUCCUUGGUUUACACUUCCAGACAGUCUGAGAACAGCAGAGGGACUGCCCCCCCCCCCCCCCAUGUGUCAGACUGGGGGUCUGGGCCGAAUGAGCCGAACGCCGUACGGAAGCCUGUGAAAGGCCGUUACCAAUGUCGACAAACACUUACCGCCUCUUGCUGUUGGAUGUCAGUUGGAAUUUCCCGCCUCUGGUUGUCUGGAAAAUCACUGGGGGCCUUUUUGAAGCGUUUGCUUUGGGACUAAAACAACACUGUGGUUCACUGUGUGUCUGCAGUCUGUUUUCAGAGUAAGAAAAUCCACAUCACACCUUACUGCCACGGUUGCCUGUUUUUACUUGUCGGACGUUGGCUCUUACUCAUGUACAUGUAUAAUAUCAUCCAGAACAUUGUAAGAAUGAGAACCAGGUUUUCUUAGCGCAAACAAAAAAUUCAAGAAAGUAGAAAACAAGUUCCUUUUAUGAAACGUGACUGACCGAGUGCUCAAUCAAAGACUUGGAUUCACUGAAACAAUGUAGUUUAAUCAACUGAGAUUGGAUUUCCUCACUUGCUCUUUCUGUGUGAAAGAAAUGCGUGCUUCGCUGUUGCAGGAAAAAGGAACAAGCUAAACGAAAAAAGAGUAUGUACAAAAGUGUUAUGUAUAUAAAUGGAAAGUGUCCUUUAUUUGUAUGGAAUAUCAUUGUUUGACACUAUUUGGUGUGUGGUAAUUCUGCAGGGUAGAAUUCUCUACGCCCCUCCGAAAUGGUAUCAGGAUAUGUGAUGUGAUAUGAGAUGACAGAAUCAACUGUGACAGCUUUUAACAGAGAGUGCCUGAAACUUUCUGUGAGAUAUGCAAAGGUAUCAAACCUAGGUCUAGAGAAGAGAGAAAUCAGGUACUCAAUAAAAUACUAAGUAACCGUUAUCGCCAUUUCUAAUUUAUUUAUCUGGUCGUUCCAUCGAUAGAUGUUGUAUCAGGACAGAUCCACAUACAUAAGGCUCAGUGUUCUAGAACCAUAAUCUAUGACCAGACAGACUUGAUGUGUAUAGAACAAAGUGGUUUAUAAUGCGUUUUUGACAAGCGCCAGUCAAUUCGUUUCUGGAGAUUAUUAUUGUGAUUCAUUCCCUUAUUGACUGGGGCAGUCGUUUUUCAUUCUCUCUUCUGUUGGGUUUUAAUUUAUUUCAGAUGGAUUUACACUUAAAGCUUCUGGAAUCAGAUUUGUCUGCCUUAUCUUCUCUACUUGAUAUUGCUUUUUGUAAAUAGUGACAAAUUGUGAUGUUUUACUUAAAAAAGAAAGAAAAAAAAAAAACUUGUCAGAAUCAUAGUGUUUUUCUUGGUGACUAUUUACUAACUUUCCAGGGCUCGUAUUCAGUCUGUCAGUGUGGUGCUGGUCGGGAAUUAAACUCCUCACAUUUAUCUUAUUUUAGUCAUUGUGUGAUCUGAAAGGCAAAACUGAUCUUAAAUCAGCCCUCUUACCCUGAGACACUAAAUACGGCCCCGUUUUUCACACACAAGUCCUAAGCAUGUUUUGCCAGGAGAAUAAAGGUCUUUGCUGUGUAUAUAUAUGCACCAUCUAU
This is a messenger RNA of Esox lucius (northern pike), 4643 nucleotides long. RefSeq names its product GRB2-associated binding protein 1 (gene gab1). The record is from RefSeq and is a predicted model, not a curated record. The coding region runs from base 606 to 2951 and encodes 781 amino acids. NCBI's taxonomy places the organism in Eukaryota, Metazoa, Chordata, Actinopteri, Esociformes, Esocidae. The transcript is spliced from 14 exons.